AUGGAUCCCGAGCUUCUCAUGGAGGUAAACAACGGCGACCACAAGCACCUGAGGCGCCUUCUUGGCGGGGAAGAUCAAGUUGCAUCUCCAGCCACCGCCGCCGCCGCCGCCAUCGUCGUCAACAUCGACCGCCACGCUAUAGUGAGCUCCGCAAUCCUGCAAGGCGUCACCCCGGACGGCGACUCUGCGCUCCACGCUGUAGCAGCCUCCGGGGACGGCGACAGGUACCUGGAGAGCGCCAAGGUGAUCUACGGCAAGGCCGGGCACCUCCUGGGCGCGCGCAACACGGGGGGGAGCACGCCGCUGCACCGCGCCGCCAGGGCGGGCAACUCCCAGAUGCUCUCCCUCCUCAUCGAGCUGGCCAGAGCGGACGGGACGAGCAGGGUGGAGACGAUCCUGAGAACGCAGAACGGGGUCGGGGAGACGACGUUGCACGAGGCGAUCCGCGGAGACCACGCCAGCGCGGUGGACGUGCUGAUGACAGCGGACCCGUGCCUGGCCCGUCACCAUCUUGUCAACGCCGCCUCGCCGCUGUUCCUCGCCGUCUCGCUGUGCCGGUACGGCAUGGCGCAGAAGCUGUACGAGAGAGACAACCAGUUGUCCUAUUCUGGACCUGGGGGACAAAAUGCUUUGCAUGCUGCGGUUCUUCGGAAUAAAGAUAUGGUGGAACUAUUAAUAGGAUGGAACACGCAGCUUACUAAACAAAGAGAUCAAUAUGGAAACACUCCUCUACAUUUUGCGCUAUCAGUUUUGGAACGUCACCCACAUGGAAUGCUUCCCAUAUAUGCUGUGCCAGUUAUAAAAGGAAAAGAUAUUACAACACUUCUGAAUAUAGAAGAACCUCCGUUGGAGCUCACCAGGCAACUAUUAGAAGCAGAUGCACUUUCAGCAUAUGAACCAGAUAAAAAAGGGUCAUUCCCCAUACAUAUCGCUGCAUCGUCAAAUAGACUUUCAGCCAUCAUUAUUUUAGUCACAAGGUAUCCCGGUUGUGCCAGUUUGCGCGAUGCUGAUGGAAGAACUUUUCUUCAUAUUGCCGUCAAGAAGAAGAGAUUUGAUAUAGUUUGGUACGUCUGCCAGACACCUAUGUUCUCGUCAAUUUUGAACACACAAGACAAUGAAGGCAACUCUGCUCUACACCUAGCUGUGGAGGCCGGGAAUUUGUGGACUUUUGCUUGUUUGUUUGUGAACAAACACAUAGAUUUAAAUUUACUAAACAACAAGCAGCAUACUCCGCGGGAAGUUUCAAUUAGCUCAAUUCCAACAGGGCUAUAUUGUUUUCUGAAUUCACGAAUUCUAAUACAAGAAGCACUAAUGUCAGCCAAUGCUACUUGUGAUAUUUGUCGCCGGGAUGACGAUGUGGAAGAAGAACAUAAUCCCAAAUUACAAGCAGCGAAUGAGGAAAAAGGAUCUAAAGUAGUAUCAGAUUCAACCCAAUUUCUUAGCUUUGGCAUAGUGCUUGUUAUAACGAUGGCAUUUGGUGCUACUUUUGCAUUGCCUGGGGGUUACAAAGCUGAUGAAGGAACACCGGCUCUUGCUCGCACAAAACAGUUUCAAGGCUUCUUGAUGGCAAAUGCUUUAGCAUUUUUGUGCUCAACAGUAGCCAUCAUAAGUCUUUCAUUCGCUGGAACACCUACAGUUGAGUUGCUGAUGCGCUACACACAGUAUAAUUUAUCCAUAUUUUUGGCUUUGAAUGCAUUAGGAUCCUUGGUCGUGGCUUUCAUAAUUGCUCUAUAUGUCAUGAUUACACCAGUUGCUGCUAUAACUUUUAUUGCGGUUAUUGUGGUGAUUGUUUCAACAACAAUCCUCUAUUCCGCCACACUAGUUGAGAAACUUUCUAUACUUUUAUUAGUGUUAUGUUUUAGAAUAGGAAUUCUGCCAGUACUAAGAUCUAGUAUCUCUAAAUUAAUUUUAUUUACUUGUUGGCCACUCAUAGUAAUCAUAGUCUGGCAAGAAACAUGCAUGGCGACACAUGUGAUUUAA
Molecule: messenger RNA, 1980 nt
Organism: Triticum turgidum subsp. durum (durum wheat)
Lineage: Eukaryota; Viridiplantae; Streptophyta; Magnoliopsida; Poales; Poaceae
Source: the annotation of a GenBank genome assembly